This is a messenger RNA of Pomacea canaliculata, 9089 nucleotides long. RefSeq names its product ras GTPase-activating-like protein IQGAP1. Lineage: Eukaryota; Metazoa; Mollusca; Gastropoda; Architaenioglossa; Ampullariidae. Bases 344 to 5461 code for a protein of 1705 amino acids. The transcript has 45 exons. Gene Ontology annotation, biological process: regulation of actin cytoskeleton organization; regulation of GTPase activity. Gene Ontology annotation, cellular component: cytoplasm. The record is from RefSeq and is a predicted model, not a curated record. Gene Ontology annotation, molecular function: GTPase activator activity; actin filament binding; calmodulin binding.
CCACUGCUUUCGCUCCAGCUUUGAGGAGAAGUUAGUAGUGCGAACAUCUGUGACUGUGAUAUGGCUGUGACAUAACCAGCAGUGUCCGUUUCGAUUUUGUUGUUCAUUAUCGUUUGCUACCUCGUAAUAAGUAUUUUUCGUUGUGAGUGGAAUGCGACAGACUAUUGCUUGUGUUGAUCGUCUGCUACAGUGACAGAAGUGAUUGUACGCGUUGCUGUUGCCGUCUAGUCAUCUUCGUCGUUUUCCGCUUUGUUGUGCCCUAGGGCACGGUGCACUUGGAUUAUAAGUGUGAAUUAAUUCUUCUGUGGCAUAAAAGGGAUUAGUUCACGGUGACCAGCUGAACAUGGAGGAUUCAACAGGCUAUAAACCGCACUAUCGCACCUUGGACGAUGAAAGGCUCUCCGCAGAUCAAAUGGAUGAGCAGAGGAAAAGGAAUAUUGCAUAUGAAUACCUCUGUCAUCUUGAGGAGGCCAAAAUAUGGAUCCAGGCAUGCAUCAAUGAAGACCUGCCACCCACCACAGAGCUGGAGGAGGGGCUACGCAAUGGUGUCUUCUUGGCUAAACUGGGGCAUUUCUUUGCCCAAUCUGUUGUGCCAAUUAAGCGCAUUUAUGACAAGGACCAAACUCGGUACCAUGCCAAAGGGUUACACUUCAGACACACAGACAACAUAAACCAUUGGUUAAGAGCCAUGGCAGAAGUGGGAUUGCCAAAGAUUUUCUAUCCAGAAACAACCGAUAUCUACGACAAGAAAAACAUGCCCAGAGCUGUGUACUGUGUUCAUGCUCUGAGCCUUUAUCUCUUCAAACUGGGCCUGGCUCCACAGAUUCAAGACCUGUAUGGAAAAAUCAAUUUCACAGAGGAAGAAAUCAGUGCCAUGAGAAAAGAGCUGGACAAGUACGGCAUACAGAUGCCGGCCUUCAGCAAGAUUGGUGGCAUCCUAGCCAAUGAAAUGACUGUGGAUGAUGCUGCAUUGCAUGCAGCUAUAAUUGCCAUCAAUGAAGCCAUUGAUCAGAAAGUGGCUGCAGACACAUUUGCUGCACUGCAGAACCCUGCUGCUGCUCUGGUCAAUCUCCAGGGUGUUGCUAUAGAAGAGUAUCAAGACAUGCUUUUCUCAGCAAAACAGAUCAAGGCAGAAAAUGCACGAAACAAGAUGGAACACAGGAAAAAUGCAGCAGUUAAUCUGCAGAGUCCAUCUGCCGUCCUCAUUGGUUCACAUGAGAUGUCUCAAAUCAGUUGUGGAAGCAUCAACAUGACUGGUGUGAGAUUGAGCCUGCGCAGGCUUUCUAGUAUUGAUCCUGAUCGAACCUAUGACCAUGAUGUGUAUGAUGAGCUGCUGACACAGGCAGAAAUACAGGGCAAUGUCAACAGAGUCAACACUUCACAUGCACUGAAGCAGGUCAAUGACGCUCUGCUAAAGGUCGACUUUGAACUACUGCUGGCAGCUCUCCGAUCUUCUUAUUUGGGACUAAAGAACAUAACAGAUGAAAAUGUGGAGUACUAUUCUGUUAAGCUAAAUGAGGCAAGAGAGAUAAAGAAGAACAAUAACAAUGGGGAGGAGGUUGUAUUGGACAAAGAAGAACUCCAACAAGUCAUAAACCAAGCUAACCUUGAGGCCAGUGCAGAAUAUAAAAAGGCUCAAGCUGUGAAAAGUGUUAAUGAAGCUAUAGACAGGGGAGACCAUGCUUUGUUGCUGAGAGCUCUUCAGGACCCAUCAGCACAGUUAUCACAGGUGUAUGAGUUUGCUGGGCCACUCUAUCAAGAGGAACUUGUCAAUAUUAAAGCUGAAAAACAGAAUGAUCUGGACUAUGAAGAAAUUGCAGCAGCUCUGACAGUGCUUAAUGCAGUGGCUGCCAUAAAUAAAGCAGUAGAUGCAGGAGAUUCACAGACGACCUUCAACUGUCUUUGUCAUCCUGAUGCACAUCUGCCUGAGGUUGAUGAACACAUCACAGACAGCUACCAGAAUGCACUUGCCAUUUGUAAACUUGCUAAAGACCAGCAAGUCAACCCCUUGCUCACUCACAGUGACAUUGUGGUGACCAUAGAGGCUGUGCACCAAAAAGUGCAAGAGGAACAUGAACGAAUCCAAGCCAUAGAAGCUAUUAAUGAAGCAAUCAAUAAGGGGGAUGAAAAUGAGACACUGGCAGCACUACAGCUUCCAGCAGCUAAGCUGAGCAACAUUCAGCCUGCCCAGGCUCUUCACUAUCAGAUUUUGCUGGCCCGGGCCAAGGAUAGCAAAGCAGAAACAACAAAAGACGAAGCAGCUGUUUUGUGGUUAGAAGAAAUUCAGGCAGCUGUUGACAAGGGGAAUAGUAAUGCAGAAGAAGGACUGGCAUUAUCUAGGGGUGUACAAGCCAUCAAUGAAGCUCUUGAAAAAGAGGAUGCUGAGGCUUUGAUUAGCUCUCUUUUAUCAACCGCUGCUAUACACAACAUUAAGAGUGAGUGUGGGGAGACUUACUUGCAGAAACUCACCGAGCUUCGGACAGAAAAGGCCAGAGCAGGAGAGACAGGAAGUGGCUGGAUGAUGAAUCGUGUCCGUGAUGGCUCAAAGUUUUACUACAACACCAAAACACAGGAGUACACAUGGGCUCGUAGAGAGGACAUUGUCAAGGAUUUCUCCAUUCUUACCAAAGAGGAAGUUCAAGGUGUUGUGUCAGAGGUGACAGCAGAACACAACCGCCAGAUGCUGUUUAAGGCCAAUGAGCAGGGAAUAAUUCUGGGACAAGCAAGAGUACGUGGCUAUUUGGCACGCAAAAAAUACCAAGAUCGCAAGGCUUAUCUGGCUGAACAAACACCUGCUGUCACUCGUUUACAGGCUAGCUGGCGUGGGUACAAGCAGCGGCAAGCAUACAAAGACAGGCUGAGCUACCUCAGAGAUAAUGCCAACGCAGUUCUUAAGCUGCAGUCCUACGUAAGAAUGUGGAGGGCGAAAAAGCGUUACAAUGAACGAAAACAAUUCUUCAAAGAGCAUGAGGAUUCUAUUGUCAAGAUCCAGGCAUUCUUCCGUUCAAACCUGGCACGCCAGGACUACAGAGCACUAAUGUAUGAUGAGAACCCAUCACUAGCCGUAGUGCGCAAAUUUGUUCAUCUCCUGGAUGCCAGUGACAACGACUAUGCAGAAGAACUGGAGCUCCAGAAGCUUCGACAGCAGGUGGUUGCUGAAAUCCGCUCAAACCAGCAACUGGAGCAAGAUCUGGAUCAGAUGGACAUCAAGAUUGGCCUGCUUAUUAAAAACAGAAUCACUUUGCAGGAUGUCGUCACCCACAAUCGCAAGCUAACCAAGCGGACAGAUGAAGCAAGUGCACUGAAGGGCUUGAAAGCAUUGAGCAAAGAAAGCCAUGAGAGACUUGAAACCUAUCAGCAUCUGUUUUAUCUCCUGCAAACUAACCCUACCUACCUGGCCAAACUCAUCUUCGAGAUGCCACAGAGCAAGACAACCAAAUUUAUGGAAGCAGUCAUCUUCUCCUUGUUCAACUACGGUGCUAACCAAAGAGAAGAAUAUUUGCUUCUCAAGCUUUUCAGAACUGCACUGGAAGAAGAGAUUCAUCGAACAUCUAAAGUGGACAAGAUGACCGACAUAGUGACUGGAAACCCUCUGGUCGUCAAAAUGAUUGUUGCAUAUAACAGGAAUCAGCGUGGACAGAAUGCUCUGCGGGAGAUGCUGAAUCCUUUGAUCACAACAGUCAUUGAGGACCGAGGUCUUCGGAUCAACACCAAUCCUGUGGAAGUCUACAAGGCCUGGGUCAACCAGAUGGAGUCCAGCACAGGCAAAACCAGUGAACUGCCCUAUGAUGUAUCAACCGAGCAGGCUCUGGAACACCCAGAAGUGCGGGAGAAAAUUGAUGAAUCUAUUCAGCAGCUACAAGCUCUCACAGAUCAGUUCUUGAAUAAGAUUCUGGCUUCCCUUGAGAGCAUCCCGUAUGGCAUGCGCUACAUGGCCAGAGUCAUGCGGGAGGCUCUGGUGAAGAAGUUUCCUGAUGCACCAGAAAAAGAAGUCUUGAAGAUUGUUGGAAACCUGCUGUAUUAUCGCUACAUCAACUCUGCCAUUGUGGCACCUGAUGCAUUUGACAUUGUCAAUGUUGGAGUUGAGAAAGCACUGUCUCCAGAUCAAAGGCGAAACCUCGGCUCAAUUGCCAAAAUUCUGCAGUUUGCAGCUUCAAACAAAGGGUUUGGAGGUGAGAGUGCCUACCUUGCUGGAAUGAAUGAUUACAUCAGACAGGCUCACGAGAAGUUCAAGAAAUACUGCUUGGCUGCAUGUGACGUGGAAGAGCCAGAAGUCAAAUUUAACAUUGACCGGUACAGCGAUGUGGUCACAAUCACAAAGCCUGUCAUUUAUGUCUCUGUGAAGGAAAUAGUGGACACACAUUCACUGUUGCUGCAGCACCAGGAGAGGAUUGCAUCAGACCAUGAUGACCCCCUGCAUGAGCUGCUGGAAGAUCUUGGGGACGUACCCACCAUUGAUGAGCUGCUGGGCACUGAACUGACAAGAGAUGAGGCAACCAAUGAGGCACUCCGUGCUCAGCUCUCCAAAACUGAAAUUUCACUAACCCUCUCCAGCAAAUUUGAAAUGCAUGCCACUGAUGAUAAGGCUGACUUGAAGUCCCUCCUCAUAAGAACAAAAAGGAUGAUAGUUGAUGUAGUGGUUUGUCAACCGGGUGAUAAACUGACAGACAUUCUUGACAAACCAUCCACCUCAACACAGGAGGAACGCCACCAGGCAAUGGUCAAGAAACGGGACCUGCUAGACAAGAAGCUGACACAGCACGAAAAGUCGGCCAAAAUUGUUCGCCAUGCCUCCAUCACGGCUGACACAAGAUUGCCAUUGGAAACGAUGAAAACAAAGAUAAGGAGCAACCUGCAGACACUGGAACUUGCCGGCAUGGUAACUCGUAAAGAUCACUACCAGGAUCUUAUCAAUUCCAUUGUGCAGGAUAUCCGUAACCAACGGCGAUAUCGCAACAGCAGGAAGCAGGAGCUUCUGCGGCUACGCAACACCUUUAACAGCCUGAAUGAGAAGCGGGCAUUCUACGAGUCCCAGAUUGACUACUACAACCAGUAUGUCAAAACUUGUCUCGAGAACCUGCAGGACAAAAGCAAAAAGCCUAAGAGAGGAGGCCUGUUCAAGAGGGGACAAGAGAAACAAAACACUCGCAAGACUGUCACCUAUAACGCUGCCCAACUGCAUGAGAGAGGUGUCAUUCUGGAGAUUGAAAGUUUGCCUCAGAACCAGUUUAAGAACACAUUGUUUGAGAUAGCAACCACAGAAGACCCUGGAGUAUUUGAGGUAAAUGCCAAAUUUAUGGGAGUCAACAUGGACAAGGUUGAGCUAGUUUUUCAGGAUCUCCUGCAGUUACAAUAUGAAGGUGUUGCUGUUAUGAAGAUGUUUAACCGGGCCAAAGUCAACGUCAACCUCCUUAUCUUCCUUCUAAACAGAAAAUUCUAUGGAAAGCACUUAGCCAAGUGAUCAUACUUUGCUGUGACUGUUGCCACUUUGUUCCUGGUCACCCCAGACCUAUUUACUCAGACUGAAGUCACUGUAAAAUUUGGUCCACAUGAUGUCUGGCAGAACAUCUGUGUUGCAUCCUGUGCUUUGAGAGGGACCCUGGAACAUGCAGUCCGGCACAAUAUCCCUUCUCUCUCUCUCUGAUGACAAAUGGUUUGUACUGGUGAAAGCAGAUCUGCAUUAUAGAGGUUUUGAAAGCAUACUUUUCUGUGUGAAAUUGUUGGCAUAGUAACUAACUGCAUGACUUUAUUGCUAGGCACCUUGAGACACCUCGUUUUCAAUUUUUACUUGAAACGGUUUACUGGCUUUUGGUAAAACACCAGAUGUCUGCUGUAAGUUAUCUGUGCAAAAUAUACCACUUGAUUCUGCAAUACCAAGUGAAUCAAGCAACCCUUUGUGCCAUUUACUUUCUUUUUUUUAAACUUUUUGAUAGAAAGCUUAUAGUGCUGGGAAAAUUAUAGUGAGUUUUUUUUUAUUAUUAUUAUUCUUUCCCUUUUUGGCGGGGUGACUUUAAACGAGCUUGUUGAUACACUGUCCAAACAGUUCCAGGAUAUACAACUUAACAUAUUAAUGGCAUAAAAUUAUAAAGUAAUGAUAAAAAUAAGUAUAACUAUAAAGAAAACAUGUUUUGGAUAUGUCUAGCUGUACAAGAAAUAAACUCCUAUUGAUGCCUUUCUGUAUGCUGGAAUUCAUGAAGAAUGAAACCCUUUGUAUGUGGCAUUCUCAAGUGAAUGCACUUACGUUUGAGGGAAAAACUGAGGCCUCUUUGAAGCCCUACCUUUCUGGUCAUAAUAGGGUUCAGUUUCCUUCUGUCUGUUUCAAAUGAUGUUAGUAAUAAAAUCAUCCUGCAUACAUAAAACUUUUUUUUCAAUGUUUGCUGUUAGUUUUCAAUUCAAGGAGGAGACUGUAAAGUAUUGUGUAGUAUUUCAUAGACAAUAGUUUCAGGAUGUAUAUUGUUUACUAGUCUUCAUUUGAGUGUGUAUAAAUUGCAACCCUUAUGAUGUAGAUAAUGGUACAUUUAAAGUUGUGCAGCUGCAGUACAUAAAUAUUGCUGUUAUUUUCAGCUUCCUAUUUUUUUUCUGCGCAAUGAGCAUUCUUUGGAAUGGAUACCUGCGCAUUACAAAUCGACUUAUUAUUAUUUCAAAUAUUACAAAAUGAUAUGAUCAUACGUGCAGAAAGACUGCAGUAAAGCAUACCUUGUAUAUUUUAUAUUACAUACUGAGUAGAUAGUGAAUUUAAAAUUUCAAAGAGUUUGAUUUCCUCGUAUAGAAUUGAUAAUGACAAUUAUGACUUCAAAAUUCUUGCAUAGAUGAAGCUUCAGUCUCAUUAUUUAUACUUUUCACAUUUUUCCCUUUGACAGAAUAUUUUGUUGUUUGAUAUAAAUAUUUUGGUGUAAGGUCACCGUUAAAGCUUUCCUUGCCUCAGAAAAGAAAAGCUUGUUGAAUAAAUGUUUGUGCUUGAGCUCUUGCCAACUUCCGUAGUGUUUACACUUUAGAUGAAAAUUUGUCACAGUAGAGUAGGUGUGUGGUACACAUUUUUUAGAGUACAGGUCAAGCAUGUCUUUUGCCAAAAAAAAAAAACCCCAACAAAAUUGAUGUAAAUUCUUUAACAAUUUUAGAGGUAGGACAAGGCAUUUGCUUGAUAAUCAGGGCCUGAAAGGGUAAAGAGUGAUCUGUGGUGCUUUUGAUCAGCUUGGGAGUAACAUGUUGUGCAAGGGACAUAAUCUCUCCGAGCCCUGAUAAAACAUUACUUCUCUUUUCCUCUUGAACAUACUUUCAUAUACAUGUGUAUGUGCAUGAAUAGACUUGGACUUCUGAUAAACAAACUUUAAUGUUUACAGAGGUUAGUUCACAAGUUUCAAAUGCCUUUAUCUGUCCUACUGCACGUGGUGUUCUGUCACAUUGAAGUUGCUGCAUGUGGUUGCUGAAUGAAUUGUAACGGUGCUGUAUUGAUAAGCAUCUACUCAUGGGGUCCUGUCAAAAUAGUAUACAGUGUGUUUAUUGUGUGUAUUUUCAUGCGUCAUCACUGUCACUAUGCAGCUCUGUUAUAUUGAGUGGUGUCAUCUCAUCUUCUUAAGCAUUGCUUUUGUUCCCAUCUUUCACUGUCACUUUAUUUUUAAAACCUAAUUUUUAACUGAUCAAAAGGUUUAAAAAUCCCAUAAUGGUAAUCUGUUUAUUUGUGUUGCAAUCAGGAAAAAGAUUUUACAGCAUUAGGGUGAAGGAUGUAACUUAAGUUGUACAAUUAUUUAUAUUAACAUUUGAGAUUUUGUUGCUUCCUUUUUUAUUUAAUUGAAGAUUGUUUCUGUCUGCAGUACACUGUCAGACCUUCAAAGUAUUGGGCAUGAAUGUUUGAUUAAGCUCCCAUUAAAGCUGCUUUCAGGAAAUCAUUCUGUUCUGAUCCUACUUACACUGGAUUAUAUGUUGGCUGCAUCAAAAUAAACUAAUAAUCUUCUUACAUUUUGCAUGCCACUUGGCUAAACAUUUAAAGGGAUCUGUCUGUUUAAAAUAUUCCAAUUUUAUAUUUUUUCUGCUAUAAGGUCUUUUGAUGGGCAGGUGUAUGUUACAUAAGUAAGUUUGCAAUUUUCUAUAUUACCUUUUGAAUAAAAGUGCAGGUCAUUUGUUUUUUCCUUUUUGAUCUAUGGAAAAUUAAGAUAUAUAUGAAAACUGGCAGUCUUCAAGAAAACCCAGAAAAUAUUUAUUUAGCUAUAGUGCAACAGGUAAAAUUUCCCUGGAGGAUGACGUUAAAAUUUGUAAACAGCAUUUAUGCAUAAUAUUUUAAGUUAAAUACUGCUCAAAACUCAGAAGCCCAGUCAGUGUUAAAAAUACUUUAAGAUGAGAGAGGUGCAUGUCUAUGGGAUAAAGGUUUAUACAAAGUGCAUAUCAUAGCAUCUCUUCUCUUCCCCCAACCCUGCUAUGAUGUUUGUUGGUAAGGCUUAGUAAAAUGGGGCUUUUUGAAAGCCUGAUUCCUAAAUGCAUGGAAAAACUGAAUGCAAGCACAAAUGUGCAUAUGAGUGGUUAUUACUAAAACCUUUUUUAAAAGUUUGGAUGCAUGCAGUUGUGAUCUAUAGAGGCAUGUUAAUUUGAUAGCACCCCAUGCUGUGUAGAAAUCUUCAUGCUCUGUUGAACAAGAUGGCAGAGGACAUGAUAAUUGUAGAGAAGCAGUUCUGGUCAACGGUCCAGAUCAACAAGUAUGCAGUGAAAGACCAUCGUGGCAUGCUUCUCUGGCCAUAGACUUUUGGCUUUUAUCCACCUCUUCUGUUGUACUAUGCACAAUCGCCUCUUUUUUCACAAUUGCUGAUUUAAGAAUGUUAUCAUGCUUCAUUUAUGUAUAUGAUGAUUUGGUGUUACUAGAUUUUUAUACAAGGUUUUAUGAACAAGUUUUGAGAGUUAUUUUAAAAAAUUGAAAGAUAUUUUGCCCAACUUUGUUAAUUCUGUAUAGAUUAAGAGAUGAUAUUAUGUAAACAUUGCAAAUGACUACUUUUGAAUUUAGAACCAGUUUGAAGAUGCUGGAAAUUUAAGAAAUUCUUUUAUCCUAAAGUGGUCCAAUUGUCUUUUAUCAGGACAAAUAAAAUAGGCAACCCAUGCUUGAA